UUCUUUGGUGGCAUGGUGCAGGAGAUUGGGCCACCAGAAGGAUACUGGCACCUUGAUUUUUCUUCUUCCAUAUUGCAUUCUUCUCAGUGUUCUUCAGAGAUGGACUUAGUUGACCUAUCUACCAUCUUUUUUGCCCAGUUUGUUCAAGAAGCCACUUACAAGGAAGUAGGCAUAAUGGUGAAAGAUAUAUUGAGUGUACUUGAAAAAUCUGCUGGCAGUGAGCAGACUGAGGGGUGCUUAGAAAACCAGCUAUCUGCCUUUCUGGAAGAAAUUUGCCAUGAGAGGGAAAUUUCUGAAAAGUAUGGACUUUCCAACUGCUGCAGCAAAAGUGAGGAGGAAAGACCCAACUGCUUUCUAGCACACAAAAAGGCUGCUCUGGCAUCCAUUCCACCCCUUCAAGUUCCAGAACCUGUCACGAGUUGUAAGGCGUAUGAAGAAAAUCGGAAGGCGUUCAUGAACCGAUACAUCUAUGAGACUGCAAGAAGGUAUCCCUUCCUGUAUGCACCUAAAAUUCUUUCUUUGGCUGCUCUCUAUGACAAAAUAAUUCCAUCUUGCUGCAAAGCUGAAAAUGCAGUUGAAUGCUUCCAAACAAAGACAGCAUCAAUUACAAAAGAAUUAAGAGAAAGCAGCUUGGCAAAUCAACAUACAUGUGCAGUAAUGAGAAAUUUUGGAACCCGGACCUUCCAAGCUAUGACCCUUACAAAACUGAGUCAGAAGUUUUCCAAAGCUAAUUUUACUGAAAUUCAGAAACUGGUUCUGGAUGUGGCCCAUACACACGAGGAAUGCUGCAGAGGAAAUGUGCUGGAGUGUCUGCAACAUGAGCAAGAAAUUAUGUCCUACAUAUGUUCUCAACAAGAUACUCUGUCAAGCAAAAUAGCAGAAUGCUGCAAGUUGCCCACACUUGAACUCGCUCAAUGCAUAAUUCAUGCAGAAAAUGAUGACAAACCUGAGGGCUUAUCUCCAAAUCUAAACAGGUUUUUAGGAGAUAGAGAUUUCAACCAAUUUUCUUCAGUGGAAAAAGAUUUCUUCUUGGGAAGAUUUGCUUAUGAGUAUUCGAGAAGAAAUACUGACCUUGCUAUCCCAGUAAUUCUAAGGGUUACUAAAGGAUACCAGGAAUUAUUGGAGAACUGCUCCCAAUCUGAAAAUCCUCUUGAAUGCCAAGAUAAAGGGGAAGAAGAAUUAGAGAAAUACAUCCAAGAGAGCCAGGCAUUGGCAAAACGGAGCUGUGGGCUCUUCCAGAAAUUGGGAGAAUAUCAAUUACAAAAUAUGUUUCUUGUUGCUUAUGCGAAGAAAGCCCCCCAGCUGACCUUUCAGGAGCUGAUAGCCUUCACCAGGAAAAUGGCUGCUGCAGCAGCCACUUGUUGCCAGCUCAGGGAGGACAAACAAUUGGCCUGUGGUGAAGAAGCGGCUGACCAAAUUAUUGGAGAAUUAUGCAUCAGGCAUGAAGCGACUCCUGUGAACCCUGGUUUCGGCCACUGCUGCACUUCCUCAUAUGCCAACAGGAGGCCAUGCUUUAGCAACUUGGUGGUGGAUGAAACAUAUGUCCCUCCAUCAUUCUCUGCUGCCAAGUUCCUCUUCCAUAAGGAUCUGUGCCAAGCUCAGGGUGUAGCGCUGCAAAUGAUGAAGCAAGAGUUUCUUAUUAACCUUGUGAAGCACAAGCUACAAAUAACAGAGGAACAACUUGAGGCUGCCAUUGCAGAUUUCUCUCACCUAUUGGAGAAGUGCUGCCAAAGCCAGGAGCAAGAAGUCUGCUUUGCAGAAGAGGGUCACAAACUGAUUUCAAAAACUCGUGCUGCUUUGGGAGUUUAAACUGCAUUCAGGGAGAAGAGAAGACAAAAUGAGUCUUUAUGGUCUGGUGUGAACUUUCCCCUUUAAUUAUAACUGUAACAUAAUACUUUUUCUGUGA
Molecule: messenger RNA, 1906 nt
Organism: Choloepus didactylus (southern two-toed sloth)
Lineage: Eukaryota; Metazoa; Chordata; Mammalia; Pilosa; Megalonychidae
Gene: AFP
Product: alpha fetoprotein
Exons: 15
Coding region: 13-1809 (598 amino acids)
Biological process (GO): transport
Cellular component (GO): blood microparticle; cytoplasm
Molecular function (GO): zinc ion binding; fatty acid binding
Source: RefSeq, a predicted model, not a curated record